Molecule: messenger RNA, 963 nt
Organism: Lacerta agilis (Sand lizard)
Lineage: Eukaryota; Metazoa; Chordata; Lepidosauria; Squamata; Lacertidae
Gene: VPS29
Product: VPS29 retromer complex component
Exons: 5
Coding region: 96-656 (186 amino acids)
Biological process (GO): retrograde transport, endosome to Golgi; intracellular protein transport
Cellular component (GO): retromer complex; endosome
Source: RefSeq, a predicted model, not a curated record
GCUUCCGUAGGCCUAACUUCCGGCUUGGCACACCGGAAGCGGUGGGAGGCAGGAGGCAGGAAGGCACUGCAGGAGCGGCACGGAGAGCCCCCAAGAUGGCUGGGCACAGAUUGGUUUUAGUGUUGGGAGACCUUCAUAUCCCGCACCGCUGCAACAGCCUGCCAGCUAAAUUCAAGAAACUGCUGGUUCCUGGAAAAAUUCAACACAUUCUCUGCACUGGAAACCUCUGCACAAAGGAGAGCUAUGACUACCUCAAGACCUUGGCUGGUGAUGUUCAUGUUGUUAGAGGGGAUUUUGAUGAGAACUUGAAUUAUCCUGAACAGAAAGUUGUAACUGUCGGACAGUUUAAGAUUGGACUGAUCCAUGGCCAUCAAGUUAUUCCGUGGGGUGACAUGGCCAGCCUGGCGUUACUUCAAAGGCAGUUUGACGUGGACAUCCUAAUUUCAGGGCACACACACAAAUUUGAGGCAUUUGAACAUGAAAAUAAAUUCUAUAUCAACCCUGGAUCAGCAACAGGAGCCUAUAGUGCUUUGGAAAACAACAUCAUUCCUUCAUUUGUGCUGAUGGACAUCCAAGCUUCCACUGUUGUUACUUACGUUUAUCAGCUGAUUGGUGAUGACGUGAAAGUAGAAAGGAUUGAAUACAAGAAAUCUUAAAGCAAAUUGCUCUACUUGGCUUUUCUCUGUGGGUUUCUUUUUUUUGGGGGGGGGGGGACGGGACAAUAUGCACUCAAGAGUCCGCAGUGUUUCCAAUAUUGUUAACUUAGGAAAUGAGUCCUCUUCCCCUACCGUAGACAGCAAAGUUUUACAGCACUUGACUUACUAAAAGUCUGCCUGGGCUUAACUCUUUUCUUUUGCCUAAAAAUUCUUCAUGUCUGUAAAUACCGUUCAAAGUGCACAGCAAAAUUCUGUCUGUUCAUAUGAACUAUUCCCAGUAUUGUAAUAAACACUUGUUUAACUUUAA